AUGGAGAAGAGAAGAAUAGUCGUCUCCAUCGACUUUGGAACGACGUAUUCUGGCGUGUCCUGGGCCGAAACAAGCCGACCUGAUGUUCAACAUGUCGUAUCAAGCUGGCCCUCCACCGAUGGCCCGAAAAGCAGUCUCAAGGUACCUACAGAACUGCGAAAGUUGGCUACAGGAUGGCAGUGGGGUUUCCAAAUUCCCAACAACGCCAAGCGAUAUCGCUUUUUCAAGCUGAAGCUGGACGAGCCAGAGAAACCAAGUCGAGAUGGCGAUACGCCAUUGGAACUGGCCAGGAUCUACCUCUCCUGUUUGCAUGACCACUUCAUUGGCAUCUUGGAAAGGAAGCUCUCGCGUGCAGUUGUGCAAAUGACUCCAAUGGACUUUGUCGUUACCGUUCCUGCAAUUUGGUCCAACACCGCAAAGCAGGCCACCGAGCGAGCGGCUGCCAUGGCCGGCUUUUGUGGCAACAAAAGAAUUCUUCUCAUUUCAGAGCCAGAAGCUGCUGCUCUGUAUACAAUCAAACAUCUUGGUCCGUCGGUUCUGAAGCCCGGAAGAAACUUCGUGUUGUGCGAUGCUGGCGGCGGUACGGUCGACCUGAUAUCGUACGAGGUGUCGCACGCUGGCGGUCUAGCAGUCAAAGAAAUAACUGAAGGCACUGGUGGAAAAUGUGGCUCUGCCAUGUUAAACAAGAGGUUCAGGAGAUAUCUUAAGCAAACACACGGCGACAGGUAUUGGACCAACGAGCGUCUGAUAUUGGCAGUUGCUGAAUUUGAGUCGUUCAAGAAGGGCUUCUCCCCGAAAGGAGAGCCUCUCACGAUUCGGGUUGAUGAGAGCCUCGGCCUGAAGCGCAAUCGGUUCACCAUACCGCAGGCCGACAUGAAAGCAAGGAUUUUUGCACCAAUAAUGAAAGACAUUAUUUGCCUGGUGAAGGAGCAGAUAGGUUUGGUUGCCGCCGAGAUUGCCGCAGUGGUACUGGUUGGUGGUUUUGGUGAGAGCUCAUACCUGAAGUCUGAAGUGAAAGCGGCUCUUGCGCGCGACACCGCGGUGCUGCAACCGGAUAACGCCUGGACAGCCGUGGUGAAGGGAGCGGCCAUACACGGCCUGGGGUAUUACCAUCCUAGCUUGUCCCAAGUGAAAAUCGUGUCGAGAAUAGCGAGACGCUCGUACGGUACCUGUCUUCUUGCUGCGUAUGAUAUGACGCGGCAUGAUCCUAAAGAGGCGGUUUGGUCCCCCAAGGAAGGCGAGAUGGUAGUUGCCGAAAUGUGUUGGUUUAUCAGGAAGGGCGAGUCUUAUACGGAAGGAAAACCUACUGCCAUUGAUUACCAGUGUGAUAUACCUGUAUCGGCCGGCCCUGUUCCGCAAACAGAAAUCGAAAUAUUCUGCAACGACGAUCCCGUACCACCGAUCCAUUGUACCCCAAGGACGACGUGCAUUGCAACGCUGUCAUUGAACCUAGACAAAAUCCCAAUGUCGACCAAGAACGCGGCAGGAGUAACUCGGAUUGGCAACCAUAGGUACUUUUGCUUGACGGGUGCCAUAGAGGCUAGCUACGGCUCGGCCAUCAUCACGUAUAAAGUCAAGCUGGGAGGCGUGACACACGAUGCGCUCACGGUGAGAUAUGAGAAUCAAGGGCUUGGAGUGGAAUAA
Molecule: messenger RNA, 1644 nt
Organism: Metarhizium album ARSEF 1941
Lineage: Eukaryota; Fungi; Ascomycota; Sordariomycetes; Hypocreales; Clavicipitaceae
Product: phosphatidyl inositol 3-kinase
Exons: 8
Coding region: 1-1644 (547 amino acids)
Molecular function (GO): ATP binding; ATP-dependent protein folding chaperone
Source: RefSeq, a predicted model, not a curated record